AUGGAGAGGAAGGAACAAUUAAUCUUUACCUUCUACUGUCCCAAGGUUCCCAAAGUCAAGGGGUACCAGAAAUACCAAAGGCCUACCCUCCCCACCAACCAACAUCCGAGUGCCUCGAUGCCACCCCAGAGGCUGCAGCAGCAUGUGGAUCAGACACACACCUACAUCCGAAUGUUCUGUGGCAGCCUCUGUGGUUUUAGCCUCCUAAUGCUGAUCUGCGUGUCCCCACUGAACUGGGUGCAGUUCCUGGUGAUCAACAACGGCCUUGAGCUCUACGCAGGACUCUGGAUCUCAUGCACCCAUGAGCUGUGCUGGAGCCACACACCCAAGCCACCCUAUUACCUCCAAUAUUCCAGGGCCUUCUUCCUCAUCUCUGUCCUCACCAUACUUGUUGCUCUUGGCUGGCUCUUCAGAUCUUGCCUCCCUAGAAGAGGAAGAAUGACUCCUAACUUGGAUCUGAAGGUAUCCAUGCUCAGCUUCAUCUCAGCCUCCUGCUUGCUCCUCUGCCUCAUCCUAUUUCUGGCACAGGUUCACUGGCAUUCUAGGGAUGCCAUGGAAUCAGCUCUCCUAUGGACGUAUCAUAUUAAUUGGGGGAGUGACUUCUUAUACAUGUUUGCUGGGAUUAUCUCCUUCCUCAACCACAUAACUUCCAGAUCUCCCCUUGAUCAAAAUAUCACUGCAGUUCCCAUAGACAAGUCAAGGCUGGGGAUUGGUCCAGUGACUACAGUAUCGCCUGCUGAAGAUGCUGGGUCAGAAUCUACACAAACAUCACCUAAUCGUUAUGAUGUUCCAAGCACUGUAGUAGAUGUUGAGGCUGUGUCCUUGCUGCUGAAGGAAGUUGCAGACCAGAAGGAGAUACAGACAGACAAACUGCAAAACUAUGUGAUAAAGGUCAUGAAAGGUGGUGGGGAACAAUCAGAGUAUUUUAAGCAAAGGAGAGACAAUUGGAUUUGCAUUUUAGAGACAUCAGUCUUGGUAACUGUGGAGAAUAAACUGGAGGAGAACAAACCUGGUAGCAGAGAGGCCAGGUACAAGGCUGUUGCAGCAAAAUCCAGGACAGAGAUGACAGAUGCUCUAAAGAACUGGAGACGAAAAUACAAGCCAAUUCUCCCCCGCAUGCACCGCUUGUCUUCCACGCCACCCUACCAGCGCCGGCUCCUGCAGAAAAGCCGCAGCUACAUUCGCCUUCUCUGUGCUUGCUUCUGGGGCUUCAGCUGUGACCCGCUGCUCUGCUUGUCCCCUUUACACUGGGUGCGGUUCACGGUGCUGAAGGACAGGCAGAAGCUCUUGGCGGGGCUCUGGACCGUGUGCCACCACGAUCUCUGCUGGAACCACACACCGAAGGCACCCUGGUUCCUCUCUGGACUCAGUCACUUAAGUUCUCAGGUUUCUCUUCCAGAUCAAAAUCUCCUUGUGAUCCCUAUAACAAGGACAAGGAUAGGAAAUAUAGCCACAGUAGAAUUGAGUCUAUCUGAGGCGAAUUGA
Messenger RNA from Lipotes vexillifer (Yangtze River dolphin), 1485 nucleotides. It is a transcript of the gene TMEM202, whose product is annotated as transmembrane protein 202. The transcript is spliced from 9 exons. The record is from RefSeq and is a predicted model, not a curated record. Gene Ontology annotation, cellular component: plasma membrane. Bases 1 to 1485 code for a protein of 494 amino acids. Lineage: Eukaryota; Metazoa; Chordata; Mammalia; Artiodactyla; Lipotidae.